AAGAGGAGGAUGACAGGAGAUGUGGUUGUUGCCGCGGCAGCAGAGCAGGACAGCUCACAGGCGGCACAACUACUCCUCCUCUUUCUGUUUUUAUUCUUCCUCUUCCUGCUGCUUUCACCUGGAGGAGCUGCUUCCUCUUCCUCCUCUUCAUCAGCCUGACCAGCGGACGGCCUUACAUGGACACGCAGCGGAGCGCCUCCUCCAGCCUUCGUUUGGGGGACGGAGAGACGGAGCCGAGGACGGCAGAUCCGUGAGCACUGCAUCCUCAUCAUCCUCAUCAUCAUCCUUUAAUAAGAGUGGCGCAGGAGGCGGAGACGCUCUUCAUCACUCCUGGAUUUAUUUGCUCUUCUUCCACAUCCCUGCAGAAAUAAACAACAAUAUUAAACUUUAUUAUUGUUUGACUCGACGGCUUCAGCUUUAAUAAAGAGCCUGUUGGAUGAAAUCACGUCGUUUUCACCCUGAGGAGCUGAAAACAGGAAGUUCACCUGCCAGGUCUUCCUGCUCCUUCUGAACCUUUUUCAUGGCUUGACUCCUUCCUGACCUCUGACUCCUCCCUCCCCACUCAACAUGUCCAACCCACUCGCCUCUUGCUGCCCAGACAACACCAGGAAGUCAGAUCAGGUGGAGCAGUGAGCCCUGCUUUAACUAGGCCUCCCACCUUUAGCCAUUAGCCCCGCUCCCUGACGCCUCUAGACUCUCGUGAAACGCUCUGAUGCAAGAUGGCAGCUGGCGUAGCCACGUGGCUGCCGUUUGCGCGGGCGGCGGCGGUGGGCUGGCUGCCGCUGGCCAAGAAGACGAUGCCCAAACCUCCGGUGGACAACUCAUCCCGAUCCGACGAGAUCCUGUACGUCAACGUGAGCGGCGUCCGCUUCCAGACGUGGAAGAACACUCUGGACCGCUACCCCGACACGCUGCUGGGUUCCUCGGAGAAGGAGUUCUUCUACAACGAGGACACCCAGGAGUAUUUCUUCGACAGAGACCCAGAGAUGUUCCGGCACAUCCUGAACUUCUACCGGACUGGGAAGCUGCACUACCCCCGACACGAGUGCAUCCAGGCGUUUGACGAGGAGCUGGCCUUCUACGGCAUCGUGCCAGAGAUCAUCGGGGAUUGCUGCAUGGAGGAAUACCGGGACAGGAAGAAGGAGAACCAGGAGCGGCUGGCGGAGGACACGGAGGCCAACGAGGCGAACGACGCCCCGCUGCCCCCCCACAGCACCUCCAGGGAGCGCCUGUGGCGCGCCUUCGAGAACCCGCACACCUCCACCAUGGCGCUGGUCUUCUACUACGUCACGGGCUUCUUCAUCGCCGUGUCGGUCAUCGCCAACGUGGUGGAGACGGUGCCCUGCCAACCACCCAAGGGUAUGGUGAAGGACCUGCCCUGUGGCAUGAAGUACCAGCUGGCCUUCUUCUGCAUGGACACGGCCUGCGUUCUCAUCUUCACCUUCGAGUACCUGAUGCGCCUCUUUGCCGCGCCCAGCCGCUGCAAGUUCAUGCGCUCGGUGAUGUCGGUGAUCGACGUGGUGGCCAUCAUGCCCUACUACAUCGGCCUGGUGAUGCCCGAGAACGAGGACGUGAGCGGCGCCUUCGUUACUCUGCGGGUCUUCCGGGUUUUCCGGAUCUUCAAGUUCUCACGGCACUCGCAGGGACUUCGCAUCCUGGGCUACACGCUGAAGAGCUGCGCCUCGGAGCUGGGCUUCCUGCUCUUCUCCCUCACCAUGGCCAUCAUCAUCUUCGCCACCGUCAUGUUCUACGCCGAGAAGGGCACCAAGGGCUCCACCUUCACCUCCAUCCCAGCCUCCUUCUGGUACACCAUCGUCACCAUGACGACGCUGGGGUGAGUGGGCCUGGGCUGGAUGUCUGACAUCAAGCAGAUUGUGUUUUGCUUAGUGUUGUUGUCAUGGCGACCAGAGCGCGUGCUCCUCGGCGUAAACAGUCAGGACACGGAUUCCUGGUUCCCACCAUGAAAAGAGAUGAAGUGUGUGUUUUCCUCCCACACGCUGCUCGUCGAGUAUGGUGGUGUGUGUUGGCUGCCCACGCUCCUCACCGCUGCCGGUGGAUGGAGUGUGUGUGUGUAGGGCUGCAGCUCUGCUCUAUUAUCUGCUAUGUGGAGCAGCAGAGUGGGAGUCAGGAAGCGGCAGGCCGCGCUGGCCGUCCUGCUGGAGGCUGCUCCGUGUCUGGAGGUCAGGAGGCUCUGAGUGUGAGCCGAAGCUGCCCUGGUGCUAAAACGGCAUGAAUUGCUGAGCAAACACAUUAAGGUCCUUUUAACACCUUAGAGGAACCUCUCAGGUUAAGAAGGUGUCACCGCAACUUCAUCACAGCGUCACUACAUUCAGGUCGAUUUGAAAUUGCUGGUUCUCUGGACUGCUGGGUUCACUCAGACCUUCUGCAGACACUGAAGCAACGCUGUGUUUCUCCUUCCAGUAACAGGAAAAUUACACCGAGAUUUCUUCCCCAAUAGGUUUUUCUAGACCUGCCUGGGACAGUUCUCAGGUUUCAGGAUGUUUUUCCUCCUG
Molecule: messenger RNA, 2513 nt
Organism: Poecilia latipinna (sailfin molly)
Lineage: Eukaryota; Metazoa; Chordata; Actinopteri; Cyprinodontiformes; Poeciliidae
Product: potassium voltage-gated channel subfamily D member 1-like
Exons: 4
Coding region: 720-1838 (372 amino acids)
Biological process (GO): potassium ion transmembrane transport; protein homooligomerization; action potential
Cellular component (GO): postsynaptic membrane; dendritic spine; neuronal cell body
Molecular function (GO): A-type (transient outward) potassium channel activity; protein binding
Source: RefSeq, a predicted model, not a curated record